Marmota monax (woodchuck) is the source of this 3139-nucleotide messenger RNA. RefSeq lists its product as uncharacterized. The record is from RefSeq and is a predicted model, not a curated record. The coding region runs from base 101 to 403 and encodes 100 amino acids. The transcript is spliced from 2 exons. Lineage: Eukaryota; Metazoa; Chordata; Mammalia; Rodentia; Sciuridae.
UCACAGGACAGUCCCACAGGGCCGUCCCAAACAACUGAAAGCGGCUUCCCUAGUCCAGGCCACGCCAACUUGUAAAUAAAGGUUGGAGGACCAGCUAUCAAUGGCAGGUGGGCGGCUCGGCCUCGCGAAACAAAGCUGGGGCCCCAUCCCACAGACCUCGGCCGUGCACGCCCGCUGCCCGCCCGCCGCGGGCCCGCCAGCCAGCCCCGAAGCCCAGACCGCGCCACCACCCCCCGCGACGGCCAUGGGAGCCCAGCCGAUGGAGACUGGCCGCAGGAGACAGGCCGCCGCACCCCGCGCGCCCGCACAACCGCCGCUGCCGGAACGCGCAGGCAGCCCAACCGCCGUCCCGGCCCAACCAACGCGGGCAGGGGAGGAGAGGUACUUACACGACGUUGGCUGAGGGGAGCUGGAAGAUCAGCGGGUCCCCGAUCCUCUCUCCCUAGGGGUGAUGGAAAUCAAACCCCCCCGCCACCUCCAGGUGGUUCUUCCCGCCGCAGAGUGGGAGCAGCAUAAAAGGCGGGGCCUUAUUAGCAUAAUCUGCCUGGCAACCUGAUCUCGACGUUAUAUGAUUGGUUACACUCUGUAAACUCCAGGCCGUGCCUAGAGACGAGAAACGCUGGGGCGAACUGACAGGCCCAGAUUUAAGAGUCAUGACGAAGAUCCUGAGACGCUUAUUCAGUCGGCAGAGAAGCCAAAAGGAGAUUCACACAAUGGCCCAAUGACUGAAGGCCUCUUUAUUUCGUGCUCUACUGUUCACGUAAAAUCCAAUCGAAGAGCGGGUCUCAGGCGGCGCUCGCCUGCGUUUGUACUCUAAGCCAAUCAGAAAGCCCGACUCUUUGCAUUCAGGGUCAAGCCCCCUCUGGGGCCUGGACACGGUGGAGGAAAGUAUCCAGCGGUGUGUCCGCAAUUAGAGGACUGACUGUGCGCGGGGAUUCCCAGCCCAUAUUCCCGCACGCCUGAGAGGCUCAGAGUUCUGGGGAGCACACCAGGGCUGUGGCGGGACAGGCGUCAGCUGGGGCCUUCCCGCCCCACCAGGAGUUUUCAUCCCAAGGGGCCUGCCAGCCUCGCGCGGGCGAAAACCAAACACUACCACAACGCUUCCAGGCUCAGCGCGCCCAGGACACUCCUCAGUCUUAAGUCUUUCAGGGUGCGCCCCGCUGACCCAGGCGCAGCCCAUCCACCUUUCAGUCCUUGGGAACCUGUCUGCGUUCAGUUCCUGUCAAACCAGAAACCGUCUUCACUGCAUCUCUCCUCCCCCCUUUACCAUUCUGAAAAUUAAAUUGAGUUCCAUAAACACUGAGAAGCAUUAGUUAACUCUGGUUAAACAAGUGAUUUAAGCCAUUCAUUUCUCAACCUCAGACUUCCACAUCUUAUCCUCUCUUAAAGUUGCCUUCUCAAAGGGCAACAAAGUAGAUAGCAGCUCAGGCUUUGGAAUACAAACCUCAAUUCUAACUACCCGCUGGCAAUAGGGAAGGCAACUAGUUUUCAAAGACCUUGGACCUUUGUACUUUCAGGGAAUAGUUUUCUCAUCCACCUUUUGAAGAUUAAAUGAGAUCUCUCUUUAAAAUACUGAGUAAAGUGCUUUCCUUAGCACACUGCCCAGAACUUAAACAGAAUGCUGAUGAUAAAACCUACAAACUGGCUAAACUAUUAUCUAACAAAAAAAAAAAAAAAGGAGAAAAUGGGGGAGGGGGGACGACAGAUAUUUCCCCUUGUAGAUAUUUUCUUGAGAACAGAAAAUAUCUACAAGGGGAAAAACUAAAAUUCAUUUGAUAUUCUCUUUACUGAUUUGUUUAAAUAAUUGAAAAUAGUGGAAAGAAGAGGAGACUGUUCUGUUUUUAAAAAUUCAAAAACAGCUGGGCACAGUGAGGCAGGCUGUGAUCCCAGGAGGCUGAGGCAGGAGAAUCAUAAAUCCAAGGCCAGUCUCAGCAAUUUUUCGAGGCCCUGUCUCAAAAUAAAAAAAAUAAAAUAAAAUAAAAAGGGCUGGGGAUGUGGCUCAGUUGUUAAGUGCCCCUGGGUUCAAUCCCUGGUACCAAAAAAUAAAUAAAUAAAGGUUAAGAGUAAUAAACCUUGCUGAAUUUAAUUGAAAAAAUAUAUAAGGGGAUCUGAUGAGGUAAACUUUAACAUUUUUGGUGAGAAGUGAUAUUCAUUAUUCACUCUUUACUGAGUAUAUGGACAUGGAAGUCAUUUGCCUUAAGAAUGAAUAUAUUGGCUAAGAGAGUCAUUAAAAUGAUCUCUUUUUAGUGUUGUGAGUGACAUAUUAUGCCAAAGGUUGGACAAAAGCUCCCACGCCUUAAAACCCUUGGCCUCUGAGGAGAAUUCCUUUUGAGAUUCAUUAGAAUUGGAAGUCUCUGAGGUCUGCUAACCAGAAAUGACACAAGAAACCAAAAGAACAUUCAUCGUGAGAUGUGGGCCUACUUGAACCAGAGUGUCCCAGUUAUCCUCACGAACUUAAAGAAAUGUUCUAAAACUUAGAAGUACACAAAUAUUACAAGUAGACACCAUCCCACAGCUUGUUUUUAUUCAAGAUGGUCUGAAAUGAAUCUUAGGAAUUUGCUUUUUAUAUGGCUUUAAAUAGUUUCUUAAAAUUUACACAGUAAAGGGCUGGGGUUGUGGCUCAGCGGUAGAGCACUUGCUAGCUCAUGCAAGGUGCUGGGUUCAACCCUCAGCACCACAUAAAAACAAAUAAAAUAAAGGUACAAAAAAAUUUACAAAGUAUAAGCCAUUUAUUGUGGUGUACAGAAAAUAUUUAUUAUAUAUGUACUGUAUACCAGUCACUGUUCUACACAAUGAGGAUAGAAGAGGGAACAACAACAACAAAAUAUUAACUCCCUGCUCUCAUGGAGUUUCCAGUCCCAGGGAAGCCACCUAAGAAAAUUCAUAAAUAAUUUUAGGUGAUAGCCAGACACAAUAGUACAGUGUAAUCCCAUCAACUCAGGAGGCUAAGGCAGGUGGGUUAUAAAUUCAAAGCCAGCGUCAUCAACUGGCCCUAAGCAACUUAGCAAAACCCUGUCUCAAAAUAAAAAUAAAAAUGACUAUGGAUGUAAUUCAGUGCAGUAGUGCCCCGGGUUACAUUCCUAGAACCUAAUAAUAAUAAUAUAUCAUAAUAAACAUAAUAAUAAUUUCUCUAUUAUAA